CCGCCCGCCCGGUGCAAUACUCGCGUGGUAUUGGUUGCGCGUGUUCGUAUACGUGUUUAUAUAUACGUGUCGCGCCGGUGUGCAUGCGCGCACAUAUGUAUGCGUGGUGACCCGCGCUCUCCACCGGGAAAAGGAGAGCGAGCUGCUGCUGCUGCUACUGCUGCUAUGCGUCCUCGCGUGGCCUGGUGGCUUGCGAUCACCACGAUCAUGUCGCGAAAAUAAUCGCGCGCCGGUGUCUCGCGGGUGUCUCUUUUUUCUGCGCAAAUUACGGGAAGAGAGACGGAUUGGUGAUUCGCACCGUACACACGCGCUUUGCUAUAUUACCCGCCCCGUUUGUCUCGUUUUCUUGUACUUUUGUCAUUCAUUGUUCUCCGUCUCUUUCUCGCGCACCCUCUCUCGCUCGCUCGCGCUCGUUAAACUCCCCGUCUCUUUCUGUCUUUCUUUCUCCCGCGCGCUCUCUCUCUCUCUCUCUCUCUGUCACUCGUCGUCGCGGACCGGGGACGAGACAACGUUUUGUAUCGUGCGUCAUAAACGAAGGAAAGACGGAAGAGAUAAAAAAUUCGGGGGGGGUGUCCCGCGUUUAAUUUUAUGUCGAACGCUGAAGAACGCCGCGGCGACCUGGAAGUGAAGUGAGAAAAGUCCGUUGGCGGUGUGUCCGCGGAGUGUGAAGUGCGCGCGAUCCGGUCGUACGUCGCCAACAACGACGGCCAGCAGCGAGGGGAAGCCUCUCUCGCGCGGUUAGCGGAGAGAAGAGAAGAUAUCCGUGUCGAAGGGACACACUCUCUCUCGGUUGUGCAGCUCUGGGUGAUCCACGGCGGUGGAUGGUGGGGUGGACGGUGCGGGAAACGUCGAAAUAAGUGACGGGGAAAACAAAAAGAAGAAAAGGAGGAAAGAUGCCGGGCCUAAUCGCGGUAAGCGAGUUCGUCGAAGAGACGAGGGAGGAUUACAACUCGCCCACAACGUCCACCUUCGUCUCCCGAAUGCCACAGUGCAGGCAGACCAUUACAUCCCUCGAGGAGACCUUGGAUUUCGACAGAGACGGUCUCACGAAACUGAAGAAGGCUAUCAAAGCUAUCUACAAUUCCGGAAACGCACAUGUGGACAACGAGGUGUACUUGGGAAGAGCGCUCGAGCGACUCGGCGAUGCCGCGCUGAAGGAACAGGAACCGGACAUAGGCGCGGCGUUUCUCAAAUUCGCCGUGGUCACGAAGGAACUGAGCGCCCUCAUGAAAACCCUGAUGCAGAACAUCAACAACAUCGUGAUGUUUCCGUUGGAUUCGGUGCUGAAGGGUGAUCUGAGAGGUGUGAAGGGUGAUUUGAAGAGGCCGUUCGAAAAGGCCUGGAAGGAUUACGAGGCCAAGUACGCGAAAAUCGAGAAAGAGAAGAAGCAGCACGCGAAGGAGGCCGGUUUGAUACGCACGGAAGUCACGCCCGCCGAGAUAGCCGACGAGAUGGAGAAAGAGAGACGGUUGUUUCAGUUGCAAAUGUGCGAGUAUCUGAUCAAAGUAAACGAGAUCAAAACGAAGAAGGGCAUCGAGCUGUUGCAGCAUCUAGUCGAAUAUUAUCACGCGCAAACAAAUUACUUUCAGGACGGUUUGAAGACGAUCGAGCACUUCGGCUCGUACGUGGCCGAUCUCAGCGUGAAGCUACAAAAAAUCCGGCAGACGCAAGACGAGGAAAGGAGACGGCUAACGGAACUUAGAAGUCUCCUGAGGAGUUCCGGAUGUGACAAAGAGUUGCACGCGAACGCGAACGCGGGAUAUUCGCUGCAUCAGCUGCAAGGUGACAAGCAGCACGGCGUUACUCGCUCGGGUCACCUGCUGAAGAAGAGCGAGGGCAAAAUGAGGCGAGUCUGGCAGAAGAGGCGAUGCGCCGUGCAGGCGGAGGGCUAUCUCGAUAUCUGUCACGCGGACGAGAACAAACCGCCUACCAGAGUGAACCUAUUGACCUGCCAGAUCAAGUUAGUGCCGGAUGACAAGCGAGGCUUCGAUCUCGUAAGCUACAAUAGAACGUACCACUUUCAAGCGGAGGACGAGGCGGAUCAGCGUGCGUGGAUGUCGGUCCUGGUAAAUUGUAAGGAGCGCGCAUUGCUGCGGGCGUUCGAUGCGAGCGGCAAGGCGGAGGCCGGGAGCGGCAAUCCCAGCCUCGUUGAGUUGCAGCAGGCCGUGAUACGAUGCGUUAUGCGGUUACCCGGAAACGAUCAGUGUUGCGAUUGCUCCUCGCAGAACGACGCUACGUGGCUGUCGACGAACUUUGGCAUAAUAGUGUGCAUAGAGUGCAGCGGCAUCCACCGAGACUUGGGCGUGCACAUAUCGCGAAUACAAUCACUGACGCUGGACAACGUUGGCACGGCUCAGCUGUUACUCGCGCGGCAUAUGACCAAUCAGACGUUCAACGAGGUGAUGGAGGCGUCGUUACAUCACAAUCUUAAACCGUCACCAACGUCAACAAUGGAGGAGAGAUACGAAUUUAUACGCGCCAAGUACUUGGAGAAAAGAUACGUAAUGAACACGUGUGCGGACGAGCGUGAUCUACUUUCCGAUUUGGAGCAUGCCGUUAAUAACCGCGACCUGCAACAACUACUACAAGUCUACGCCGAGAACGUUGAUCUGGCCGCACCGCUGCCGACAUCGGAUGUAGGCGAGACCGCGUUACACUUGGCCAUUCUACGUGAAAUGGGAAACAGUUUGCACAUUGUGGAUUUUCUGGUGCAAAACAUGCCGAGCGGCGGUAUCGAUCGAACAACCAUCGACGGCGAAACGGCGUUGCACCUUUCCGCGCGGCAUGACAGAGCAGAAGCAAUGAAGCUGCUACUGCGAGCGGGCGCGGAUCCGUCACAUCGUAACAAGCAGGACAAAACUCCAUUAGACAUUGCACAGGAAAUGGGACAUCAUACGUGCAAAGAAUUGUUAAGUCACGCUCUGCAAAGACAGAAGACGUUGUUCGAUAACGUAAAUAUUGACUGGAAUCUCUCUCACGAUGAAGGCUCUACGGAUUUCUCCGACGACGAAACAAUAAUUGAAGACAGAAACGGAUGCUUGACACCCGAAAAGAAAUCACGCAGCAGGCCGCCGUCGUACGCUGGAGGAGGUGGUACGGGAUCCGGUGAUUCGCCGGUAACACUACGCAGUCGGAGUAGCACCUGUGACAGUCUGCAGAGCGGGUCAUCUCCGAGCGCGUCGACGAAUCGCCAGCAAAUGCCUCCACCCCCGCCACCGCAAGCGAGAAAACCUGUAGCUGUACCUACCCCCAUGGCGCCGGACAUUUCGAUAAACAUCCACGGCUCGCUGAAGAAACGAGUAGCGCCGCCGCCGCCACCUCCCGGGAACGCAUCGAGCGGCGUUGUCCUGCCAUCGUCGCACUACGGUACGCUACCUACGUCGACACACAGUCGUACGACUAGCGAGCCGAUUUUAGCCGGUCACACUUUACACACUCUACCGCAUUCGUUGAAUACAUUAAAUAGCCAACGUCAUAAGAGAUCACCGAGCGGCGACUCGUCGACGGGACAUGGUAUGGAGAAGACAAAUACCUCAACGUUGCAGAGACCGCGAAAUCCACCGCCACCCGCGCCGUCCGGUAUUACGUCCAGACUGAGCAACGGUCGCAGCAGCGAGUCCCUGAGUUCCAUGUGCUCGGAUCACGGUCUGGGCAAUCCCAUUCCGCCGCCGCGAAAGCGAAGGGACCGAUCCAGACUAGAGAGCUACGCCGAGGAGCCUUCAUCUUUGCUCCCAAAUCUGAAUCUGCCAACGUCAUCGACUUUGAACGGCCUUCGACGUUGUCGAGCCUUGUACGACUGCGAGGCCGACAACGAGGACGAGCUAUCUUUCCGCGAGGGUGAAAUCAUCAUCGUGACGAACGAACAGACCGACGACGACAAUUGGAUGGAGGGCGCGCUGGAACGGGCGCCGGAACGGCGGGGCAUGUUCCCGAUAAGUUUUGUGCACAUGCUGCAGGAUUAACAUUCGGUAAGCCUGAACUCGUUGGCGAGCGUUUCCAGCACUGCCAGUUCGAUGAGCGUCGCAAGUCUCGGCCGGAGAAGCUGGCUGAGGAAACCGAAGGAGUGAACGAACAAUAAUUCACACAAUCUAUCUCCGUUUCCGUCGUCUCUUCUGAAAGUUCUGGGAGACAGCCAUAAGAAGCGUUCGAAAGAAGAAGAAGAAGAAAAAAAAAACAAAGCGUUAGAUAUCGAUAAGCCGUUUACUUAAGGAAAACAUUUCAGAGUUUUUCCUCCGUGUUCCGUGAAAUAAAAUUAGAAUAUUAGCAAAAAAAAAUUUGGGAUUGUGUAACGAAUAUUUAAAAAAGAUUUAUUUUAAGCCCCGGUCGAUAUAAUAUUUUGUUGUAAUAAAAUCUUAUCACAGUCAAUUUAAUUUUAUCUUUUAUCCGCAUGUGUAAUAUGAGUCAAUGUCUACCACGAAGUUCUAAAAAAAAAAAACAAAAAAAAACAAACUUUCUAACAAUAAAUUUUAAUUUUAAUUGUUCGUUUUUGUUCUCACACACAAACGGACACCUUUGAAGAUUGGACUGUUUAUUUUGAAAGUGGUGUAAGUCCAUUUUCUUUUGUUUCGAGAAACUAGUUAUACAUAAAAAAUUUACAUUAAA
Molecule: messenger RNA, 4602 nt
Organism: Pseudomyrmex gracilis
Lineage: Eukaryota; Metazoa; Arthropoda; Insecta; Hymenoptera; Formicidae
Gene: Asap
Product: arf-GAP with SH3 domain, ANK repeat and PH domain-containing protein 1
Exons: 17
Coding region: 894-3962 (1022 amino acids)
Biological process (GO): positive regulation of GTPase activity
Cellular component (GO): cytoplasm
Molecular function (GO): protein binding; GTPase activator activity
Source: RefSeq, a predicted model, not a curated record